Elgaria multicarinata webbii is the source of this 3494-nucleotide messenger RNA. RefSeq names its product acylamino-acid-releasing enzyme-like. The record is from RefSeq and is a predicted model, not a curated record. Gene Ontology annotation, biological process: proteolysis. Lineage: Eukaryota; Metazoa; Chordata; Lepidosauria; Squamata; Anguidae. Gene Ontology annotation, molecular function: serine-type endopeptidase activity. The coding region runs from base 138 to 2348 and encodes 736 amino acids. The transcript is spliced from 22 exons.
GCUCCUUGCAGCCGUCGUCCGCUUCGUUCCAGCCGUUUUCAGAGCAGCGCUGCUGACUGUUCUGGAGACGGACUCGCCCUGUCCCGUGUUUAGAGAAACAACCGGUUGUUUCGGACAAGCGUUGUGGGGAAGCCCUCAUGGCUUGCAGGCUGGAGCGUGCAAGAGAGGCGCUGCCGGGGGGCUUGGGCCCAAUCCGUGCUCUGUACCAGGAGCUGAGCCAGUUUCCCUCUGUAGCUUAUGCCAGUGUAGGAGUUGGAUUUGCUGUUUGUGGGGGUGCCAAGUGCCUGCCCCUUUAUACUGAGUGGUGCCAGCCUGAUCUGGGGCGCCGUCAGCAGUUGCAGUUCAGUCGUCAGUAUAUCCUGCACCAUGAUGGCAGAGCAGUUGUCUCAGUUACUCCGAUUGGUGUGCCAGCUGAGAUCCGGGACCAAUUGCUGAUCAGAGUGUCACCUACUGGGAGGCACAAGGCUGUUCUCACUCACCACUUGGAAAUGGGGCAGAAGCAGGAGGUGCUGGAGGUCUGGAGCCACAGUGGGAGGGUAAGAAAUGUCAACCUCACAGCGCUGGAUAAACAUGGCAGAGUAUACACAGAUGGGCAAUUUGGGUGCUUUGCCUGGUCCAACUCAGAAAUACAGAUCCUGUAUGUUGCGGAGAGAAGACGCCCCAAAAGACAACCACUUUUCCCCAAAGGAGAAAAAACAGGUGCAACAAAGGAGGAGCAGUUUGUGUACUAUGACAAUUGGGGAGAGGCACUGGGUGAUAAGAGUGUUCCUGUCUUGUGCGUGCUGAACAUUGAAACCUGUGAAGUUUCAGUGCUAGAGGGCAUCCCGGGGCACAUCUCCCCUGGACAGGCCUUGUGGUCCCCAGAUGACAAGGGCAUAGUGUUUGUUGGCUGGUGGCACGAGCCCUUCAGACUGGGAUUGAAUGCUUGCUCCAACAGAAGGUCGGCCCUAUUUCUCUUGGAUCUCUCCAAAGGUAGCUGUGAGCUGCUAUCCUCAGAUGACCAGGCUGUCUCCUCUCCUCGGCUCAGUCCUGACAGAGCUCACCUGGUGUACUUGGAGGGGCCAGUAUUUGGGCCUCAUUGCCAGUGCCUAAAGCUACAGAUGCUCAACUGGCAAACAAAGCUCACAUCCACUGUGGUGGACAUAGUCAGGACUGCCACGGCUGGUUUUUUCGGGAUUUACUCGGGGUCAUUGCCCCUGCUUUGCUGGGCCAGCGACAACAAUAGAGUCCUGCUAAGCACUCCUCAGAGGAGUAGGAAGGAACUGCUGGUUGUGGAUACCAAACUGGGGAGUGUGAAGUCAAUUACAGCAGGCACACUAGAAGGUAGCUGGACUCUGCUGGGAAUUCAGCAGGAUCUCAUGGUGGCGAGCUGUUCUUCUCCUAAUUGCCCUCCAAGCCUGAAGGUGGGUGUGCUUCCUCCUGCAGGGAGUGAGCUGGAACUGCAGUGGAUGAGUGUGGAGGAAGCCUCUGUACUGCCAGAUAUGGAAUGGAAAAUCCUCACAGUGCAUCCUCCUGUGUCUGAGGAGGGCAGCCCAUACACUGGCCAGGCAUUUGAAGCUGUGUUGCUGAGUCCUCGAGGAAGCAAAAAGGGGGAAAAGGCUUUUCCCCUUGUCGUUUCUCCACAUGGUGGCCCACAUGCCGUCUUUGAUGCUUGUUGGCGUCCAACCAUGGCAUGUCUCUGCCGGCUGGGUUUUGCUGUGCUCCUGGUGAAUUACAGGGGCUCCCUGGGCUUCGGUCAGGCCAGCAUCGAGUCACUAACAUCCCACGUGGGGGUGCAAGAUGUGGAGGACACUCAGCUGGCAGUGGAGUUGGCGCUGCAGAUGGAGCCCCUGGACCCAAAUAGAAUCGCCUUGUGGGGAGGCUCUCAUGGUGGCUUUAUCUGUUGCCAUUUGAUUGGCCGAUACCCAGAGAUGUACAAAGUCUGUGCACUCAGGAGCCCUGUUAUCAACAUGGCCUCUCUACUGGGGACCUCUGACAUCCCUGACUGGCGAUACUCAGCUCUCGGUCUGCCAUACUGCUUUGAGCGGAUUCCCACUGAAGAAGAUCUGGCUGCCAUGCUGCUCAGCUCCCCCAUAACUCAUGCUGCAAAGGUGCAAGCCCCAUUGCUGCUGUGUGUAGGUGCCAGGGACCGGCGAGUUUCUCCAUACCAAGCUGUGGAAUAUUAUCGAGUGCUGCGAGCCAGGGGUAUCCCCGUGCGGUUGUUGUGGUAUCCAGAAGAAAGUCACACCAUAAGUGGAGUGGAGGCUGCAGCAGAUGCCUUUAUGAACUGUGCACAGUGGAUCAUACACUACCUUUCUACAGAAGCAGGCUCCGAAUGUCAGCAGCCAGCUGAACAAGCAGAUGUCUAAAUAGUUGAGAAGCGAACUGACUGUGCAGAUACAUAUCCUUCCCCGUGAGGAUCACUGGAUAGAUCUUGCCUUCAUAUUCUGGCAGUCGUUCCUUCCCGCCAACCCCACUCCCCCCAGCCUACAAGCAAGUUUUUGGUGCUUAUUUGAUCAUUCCUAGGCAUGCCAUUGUGCACUGUCUUCCUUAGUCACUAAGUCUGUAGAUAUUGCAAAGAACCGAUAGAUCUACAUACUAGGCAUGUGCUCCGCUCCGAUUAGGAGCACAGAAGCAGUAGCGAAUUGGCCUGCUCCGCCUUACCCAGAGGCGGAGUAGAAGCGGACCGCAGACCCCUAGAAGCAAGGCGAAGAGAAGCGGCCAUUUUUCGGAGCUCCUAUUUCAGGCGGAGCGCUCCGAUCGCCAUCUUGAAAACAUUUCGCCCAUAGGAUUGCAUUGCAGGAAAUAAUCGCGGAUAACUGGGUUGUUUUUGAAGCUAUCGUUCUGAAAAUUCUUCUGCUCAGAGAGUCGUGGAUGGGGGUCAUUUUGAGACUACUCUCACCUCUGCGUUGUGCGGGUCGCGUGCUAGAAUUUUUUAAAAAUCGGGUAAACCGACAGCGCGGGUCAAACGGCGGUUUUCGCCCAUAGGAUUGCAUUGAGGAAAAUAAUUGGGGAUAACUGGGUUGUUUUUUAAGCUAUCGUUCUGAAAAUUCUUGUGCACAGAGAGUCGUGGAUGGGGGUCAUUUUGAGACUACUCUCAACUUUCUGCGUCCUGUGGUUCACGUGCAAUAUUUUUUUAAAAAAAUCGGGUACAUUUACAUACAAACGAUAGGGUAAACCGGCUGUGGCGCGGCGUGGUUUAUUGAAGUGAUGACAGGCACAUUCAACUCCCAAUCCUGAUGAGAAUUGAUCACCUCAUGAAGCAUCAUCCUCCAAUCCCAGCGUUUGAGGCGGGGACUAAGCCAGAGUUGCCCUCACAGUCAGAGAGCUCUCAGCCUCUUGUGGGUUUAGCGUUCGUUGGGAGAGGGUCUACUUAGUGAGCUGCUGCUGUGUACUUUGGAGAUAGAUUAGGAUUUUAGCUUGGCGUGUGUGUUUGUUUGCUUCUUUCUGACUUUUAGCUUAGUUUGCUCUGUGUUUUUCCCUUACUUUGAUUUAAUAUAAACUUUAUUUUUAAA